AUGACUAUGCAGAACUGGCUGGUCUCUGGCCUAGUAGGCGCAGCCGCCGUGGCAAGUGCGCAACAGAGCCAGUGGGGACAAUGCGGUGGCACCGGCUGGACUGGCGACACGUCCUGUAUCUCCGGUGCUUAUUGUUCCUCGGUCAACCCGUAUUACUAUCAAUGCGUUCCAGGCACUGCCGCCCCGAGCGGUACGUCCACUACCUCAGUCGCCGUGUCAACGACGGCCACGACCAAAACUAGCUCAGCUGCAUCGGCGACUUCUACAAUCAGCGGGAACAAGUACAUUUUCAUCUUCGGCGACUCAUACACGGCAACGAAUUCCUUUUCCGGAUUUAACCCUAACGGCGCGCAUCCAUCCUCUUCGAACCCUAUUGGCAACCCAGCGCUUCCAGGAUCAACCUUCAGCGGUGGAUAUAACUGGGUCGGUUAUCUGCUGACCAAAUACAAUACCUCGUUGACUCUGGGGUAUAACUUUGCGGUCGGAGGGGCAACUGUAGACAAAAGCAUCGUCAAGGGGUCUACAACGACAGACUUUGUGACUCAGGUGACUCAAUGGCAGAACAACUUGGCAAAUAAGCCAUCUUGGUCGCCAUGGACGUCGGAUAAUGCCAUUGCAGGCGCGUUCUUUGGCAUCAACGACCUUCUUGGGGAAUACUGGGACGGCAAGACGCCACCUUAUUCCACGAUCAUCUCGAAGUAUAUGACGGAAUUCCAGCUUCUUUAUAACGCUGGUGUUCGCAACUUUUUCGUUGUCACGGUGCCCCGUAAGUGUUUCUCAAAGUUUCUUGCCUCCAACGCCGAUGUAUGCUCUUUGCUGGAGCUUUUGCUGGGGCUUUUGCUGGAGCUUUGCUAA
Messenger RNA from Neoarthrinium moseri, 855 nucleotides. RefSeq lists its product as uncharacterized. Gene Ontology annotation, cellular component: extracellular region. Gene Ontology annotation, biological process: carbohydrate metabolic process. The transcript is spliced from 3 exons. Lineage: Eukaryota; Fungi; Ascomycota; Sordariomycetes; Amphisphaeriales; Apiosporaceae. Gene Ontology annotation, molecular function: cellulose binding; hydrolase activity, acting on ester bonds. The record is from RefSeq and is a predicted model, not a curated record. The coding region runs from base 1 to 855 and encodes 284 amino acids.